Molecule: messenger RNA, 480 nt
Organism: Didymosphaeria variabile
Lineage: Eukaryota; Fungi; Ascomycota; Dothideomycetes; Pleosporales; Didymosphaeriaceae
Exons: 2
Coding region: 1-480 (159 amino acids)
Source: RefSeq, a predicted model, not a curated record
AUGCGCUUCUUCACUCCACUGGCCUUCAUGGCGUUCGUCGUUUCUGUCUGCGCAGUCCCCAUCACACCCUCCGCGCCCACCCUCCAACGCCGUGCCGAACAAUUCCGCCUUCAAGGUCUGCAAGAGCACGAAAUAGCGGAGAAGCUUACGCUCCCAUCUACCACAUCUGCCGAAGACAUAUCCCUACCCUUCUUCUCACACCUGAGCACCAAGUUACGCACACUCCUGCACGACUGCUCCGACUCCGGCGACCACGACGACGAUGUCUCAGGUGACAUUGCCCCGGGGAGUCUGGAGGCGCCACAGAUGCUGCCUCGUCCCACGACAUUAUCCGAGCCUUCCGCCUUGGGGAGAUUUGUGGCGUUUUUAAAGAAGGGCGAUGAGGAGAAGAACUUUGCGUAUGAGGGGAAGGAGUUGGAGUUGAGGCGGCCGACGGGGAUGAGGCAUUGGGGGGCGGCUGAUAAGUGGAGGCUGUUCUAG